AUCUGCUGAUAAAUUUCGUAGGUCGCAUUGUUUGUCGACGCGUAUCCUUGUCAAAAUCAUCUCUCGACAAAGAAGAGCGUCGAGAUAUUAGUAAAAUAUCAUGUCACCUGCACGUGACCUAGCUAGGCACCGCCUAAGAUACCCCGCGACUUCACACUCGUCAUUUCAUUCUCAACCCUAAUUAACUCCUCUUUUCCACAACUGCUCUGAAAAAAAUCCCCUUUCUCCCAUAUCUACUCUCAAACUUCAAUGGAGUUGCAGACUUGUUCGUUCAUAACAAUGAAAUUUGCAUCUUCUACCAUGUGGUUGCUAUCUUUUAGGAGGUCUUGCACAAGAGGAACUGUAGGAUUUCUAUUGGAUGUGCUUAUUGACAAAGUUUGCUUCGGGAAAAAAGAGAGAAUGUUGUUACUGAUAACUGACCGAUACAGUAAUUCACGAGGAUGACUCACUACGUGACUACGUACUGACUGAAGAAGGGCUUUGAUGAGUACAUGAAUUUAGUUUUAGAUGAUGCUAAAGAAGUGAAUGUAAAAAAGAAGACCAAAAAAUUACUUGGGAGGAUCCUACUAAAAGGAGACAAUAUUACCCUGAUGAUGAAUACUCUCUUAGAGAUGAGAAUGCAAAGAUGAUUAAGACAAUGACAACACUAUUUUCUAGGUGUAGAAUCCGCUCGCAAUGGAGACGCUUUGACACAACUAGACGCUGCACAAACAGCCUUGCGUAUGGCUAACCCUCCGCUGUGGGCUUUUGAGCACUUACCUUGGCUGGCUCCCCGAAAGGGGCAGAGGCCUUUGGAGUACCCUGCCGGUCGUCGUUGGGGUCGGAAGAAGAAGCUGACAGUGCAUCCACCGCCCGAUACCGUGUGGGAUCUCAUUCGGGACGGGAACCCUGAGCAUGUGGUUUGGACCCCAUGGCGCUCCUUCAGGGGUACUUAUGCUUCGGUCAGGGAUAGUUAUGCCCUGAGCCAGAUGCGGGUCUUGUUCGUUGGCCGCCGGGACCCUGUCUGGUACCUGGGAGAGCGGGUACGUAUGCAGACGGUCGGGGCUUUUUCGGUGCCUAGGCCUCCGCCUGCGACCAUGUUGUCCACUCGUUCGAUAGGCGAGUCGUGGAGGGUCCACUCGAGGACUGGCGUGCCGGCGACGGAGUUGGUGAUAGAGGGAGCUAGCUAUUAUCAGUUUAUCCAGGAUUCUCUUCGUCUCCCGGACCCCGGCGCUGAGUGUCCUGACCCUUCGUUGGGGGGAAGGGUGCUUCCCGAUGCUCGGAUCUCGUAUACCGGAGAGAGUGGAUCCGAGAUUGUGGAGACUUUCCCGGAAGACCGGGUUUUCCAUGCUCCGCUCCCUGAGGGAGUACAGGCGGUUCCGGCCCGUACGGCCAACGCGAUGGUGGGGGUGAUCAACCGGUUGAAGUCCGCGUUGGUUCGGGCCCGAUCUCCACUUUCUUGCAGGAGCCCCCACUCUACUCGGACGGGUGCCGGACGAGCCGGGGCCGACGACGCGGGUCCCUCGGGCGGGGGACACGGUCGUGAGAGAGAGAGAGAGAGGGCACGACACUCGCCCCUACGGCAUCGCCGUUCCGACACGGGGGUGAGUCCUUCCGGGGAGAGGUCCGGGCCGGAGCGUAGGCGACGUUCCGUGUCGGUGGCCUGAGAGCCUAGCCCCGAGUUGCAGUCACAGCCUCAUUUUUGGGGUGAUUCUGGCUGGGGGUCCUCAUACCACGGGGAGUGGAGUGGAUGGACCGGCGAGGCUUGGAGACAUGAAGCCGAUGACGAGUCUUAGGCUUAUCUCCUGUUUUGUAUAUAUUCAUUCUUGUAUUCCGCAUGUAUAUAUAUAUUUUUUUGCGAUUUUUUUUUGGUGCAAGAAUGUUUUGAGCCUUCCGUGGGCUUUGCCUUAACAUAUUAUAGUAAUAUUAGCUUUCUAAA
This is a messenger RNA of Spinacia oleracea (spinach), 1918 nucleotides long. RefSeq lists its product as uncharacterized. The record is from RefSeq and is a predicted model, not a curated record. Lineage: Eukaryota; Viridiplantae; Streptophyta; Magnoliopsida; Caryophyllales; Amaranthaceae. The coding region runs from base 723 to 1646 and encodes 307 amino acids. The transcript has 11 exons.